UGUCUCACGUGCUGCACGUGACAUGAACAGAAUCAUCCAUUUCCCUCUCCUCCAGAGCUUUUGCAGCUGACUGAUUUUGCACUUCCGACGCUCUUUCUCCCUUCCAUCAAAGCAAUUCAAGCUAAGAUGGCUACGCUUAGAAAUCUGAAAAUCAAGACGAGUACUUGCAAACGCAUUUUGAAGGAAAUGCAUUCCUAUGAGAAAGAGGUUGAGAGAGAAGCUGCUAAAACAGCUGACAUGAAGGAGAAAGGAGCGGACCCUUAUGACCUUAAGCAACAGGAAAAUGUGCUGGCUGAAUCAAGGAUGAUGAUUCCUGAUUGUCACAAGCGCCUUGAAGCUGCAUUAGCUGAUCUAAAAGGGACUUUGUUCAAUUUUCAGGCUGAAUUGGAGGAGUCUGAUCAGAAGGACGGACCAGAUAUUGAGACUGCUCGAAGCACUAUUACAGAGGUUGCCCAAUUAUUUCAAGCAACAGAUGCAUAGUACGUGCCAACUAUCAAUGUAAGAGUUGGACAUAGAUAUGGAUUUGUAUGAUUCGCUUUCACAGUCGUAAACAGCUUGUAAUCAUAUGGAUUGCUUCUGUGAUGGGUUUUGGAAAUUUUUUGUGUACAAACACCAUCUCCAGCCGAAUAUGCUAGUUAAAGGUCUUACAUGAUUUUCCCUUCACAAAUAGCUGUUGGAAAAUUAAUGUUACCUUAGAUGAUGUCUAACUUUCCACAAGUUUGUUUUAACAACCAUUGUUUUUUCAA
Manihot esculenta (cassava) is the source of this 746-nucleotide messenger RNA. Its product is annotated as tubulin-folding cofactor A. Gene Ontology annotation, cellular component: cytosol; microtubule cytoskeleton. The record is from RefSeq and is a predicted model, not a curated record. NCBI's taxonomy places the organism in Eukaryota, Viridiplantae, Streptophyta, Magnoliopsida, Malpighiales, Euphorbiaceae. Gene Ontology annotation, biological process: post-chaperonin tubulin folding pathway; tubulin complex assembly. Gene Ontology annotation, molecular function: beta-tubulin binding. Bases 127 to 480 code for a protein of 117 amino acids. The transcript has 4 exons.